Molecule: messenger RNA, 2305 nt
Organism: Owenia fusiformis
Lineage: Eukaryota; Metazoa; Annelida; Polychaeta; Sabellida; Oweniidae
Source: the annotation of a GenBank genome assembly
CUGGCGACAAGGAAUUUUGUUCUUACUACGAAAUUUCACUUUGAAACCUAAAUAUUCAAGAUGGAGAGUGAACCAACAGCAAUGGAGGUUUUAGAGUCCACUCAGCUUAUUCGAGUCACCGAGGGAAAGCACAAAUACUUCAAUACCCGAUUUCAAAGAAUUAAUGCUAAAAUGUAUGACUACAACUGUGAUGUGCAAUUGAAGGUUGAGAAACAAACAUUCAGAGCUCAUCGUCAUGUGCUUUCUGCUUCUAGCGAUUAUUUUGCUGCUAUGUUUAGUCACGAUAUGAAAGAAAAACUUCAGGAUGACGUUGAACUGCUUGAAAUAAGUUCAGCUGGAUUCGCACAGAUGAUGGAAUACUUUUACCAUGGAUUUGUCAUGCUCAAUCCUGAUAAUAUAGAAGAUGUAAUUGAAGCGUCACAGUUCUUUCAAGUGAAUUGGCUGAAACACGUUUGCUGCCAUUUUCUUGUGAAUUAUCUUAGCAUAGAGAAUUACCAUGUGGUGCUUCAGCUGGCAGAUACUUACACACUGGGUGAUCUUCGACAAGAUAUUUUCUGUUAUAUCGGACAGGAGUUCAUGGCAUUGUCGCAGAAACCCAUGUUCAAAAUGCUUGCAUUUGAAUUGUUUCUUCAAUUGCUCUCAGAAGAUUUUUACAUCGAGGCGCCAGAGGGGUACAUAUUAUUAACAAUCUUGCGCUGGGUGAAGCAUGAUCCAGAAGAUCGGGAAAAAUAUUUGCUGCAGCUUUUAAACGAGGUCCGAUUCCACUUAAUGAAGUUAGAAGAGUUGGAGAGGAUUCCUCAAUAUGUUUUGGACAUGCCAGGAAUCAAGCCACUCGUUGAUGAUGCAUUUGACUACCGAGAAAAUGUCUACAGCCAAUGCCUCAGUAAUGCAGAUUCUGAGAUGCCCCGAGGUGGAAAGAAAAUAAUCGCAAUGCUUGCAUCAGAUGAUUCGCAAAUUGAGCUCCAACUGAAAAUCAUUGGUACGCAUGGAUUUUUUCGUCAGCCUUUAAAAACAGAGUUCAUGAAGACAAAAUUUGAAUUUGCAUCAAUUGCAACAUUCAACAAUUUCUUGUUUAUCUGCGGUGGAUAUGAAAAGGGUGCAAUGCUAAGUACAAAUCUCACUUACCGCUAUGACCCCCGAGAUUUGACCUGGAUUGAUGUUGCACCAAUGAAUGAACGGAGGGUGAGUUUUUCCCUCAUUCAGGCCCAGGAUUACAUGUAUGCUAUCGCUGGAAUCAGCCGUAACCUAGAUGAGAAUGAUCUUCCCUUUGAGUUGAUACUUAACACAGUAGAAAGGUAUAACCCAUUAGUCAAUGAAUGGUCUACACUAGCUAGUCUACCACAUGGAUGUUUCGAUACGGGGGCGGGUGUGUCUGGAGAUAAUAUUUAUCUGACUGGGGGUAUUACAGAUAAUCCCGAUGAUUCCAUUCCUGUCAACUACAAUUUUCGGUAUUCCAUGACGCAGGAUAAUUGGCUUCAAUUGUCUCCCAUGUUAACCGCUCGGAAGAGCCACAGUAUGACCGCACACAUGAAUAAACUCUUUGUCUUCGGAGGUACAACCACAGAUGAAAACUUCACAUCAACGGACUGUACCAAAAAUGAAUGCUACGACACAUCAACCGACCAAUGGUCCUAUAUAACCCCAACCCCAGAGAGCUUUGGAUUCCUGUACAAGUCGGUCAUUCACCAUGAAAAUGAUCUCUAUAUCUUGGGAGGAAAACACAUAUUAAGAUAUCUACAUAAGGUCAAUCUGGAGAGCUUGGUAUUUGAUGAACAUGAGGAAGCUGAAGUUUGUGGGCAUUACUACCAAAAGAUGGCAUUGCUAACCAUCCCUUUCCCAUACCACAUAAAGAUCUAAACAUUCAGUAUUACUAUCCAUGUGUUGUAAAAUGCCAUUCUCAGUCACUUACUUUAACUUUUCAACACUAAAGUAAAAAGGUUCUUGGACCACAACGGUAGCUGCCUAUUUGUAGUGUAAUGUUCCUCAUGAGAAUGGCUUUCUAUUCAUGGUUGCCCAAUGAAUGAUUGCUGACGCAUUGCCUGAUGAACAAUUCUUGAAGCAUCGCCGUAUGAGUAAUGGUUAAAGCAUUAUGUUAUUCACAAAUAUUUAACUCCAUUUAAGUGAAAAUGUGUUGUGAUCUGCAUUGCCUUUGUAAUAUAUUAUGUAUUAUGUGACAGAUGUUAACUAAUAGUCCCAAAAUAAUAUUGAUGCAUGCACAAAUUAUAAUCAAUAUCUUUAAAGGGGCUCAAUGUUCUACACAGGAUUUUUCUCAAGUGGGUGCAAAAUUCUCAUUUUCAUAAUUUAG